Molecule: messenger RNA, 3297 nt
Organism: Trichomycterus rosablanca
Lineage: Eukaryota; Metazoa; Chordata; Actinopteri; Siluriformes; Trichomycteridae
Product: NACHT, LRR and PYD domains-containing protein 14-like
Exons: 9
Coding region: 66-2642 (858 amino acids)
Biological process (GO): intracellular signal transduction
Molecular function (GO): protein binding
Source: RefSeq, a predicted model, not a curated record
AGCUCUUCGGUUUAUGUGGAGAGAAAUAUAAAGUUUUCUAGAAAAUCACGUAUUACUCCAGUGUGAUGGAGGGUACGAGACCAGAUUCACCUGAACCCAGCUGUGUCUCCAUGAAGAGCGACCGGUCAAUGGAUCCUCCACUUAAAUUUAAAGAUGAAGGAUGUUCUACUGAUCUGAGUGUGAUGGAGGGUAAGAGACAAGAUUCACCUGAACCCAGCUGUGUCUCCAUGAAGAGCGACAAGUCAAUGGGACUACCAAUUAAAUUUAAAGAUGAAGGAAGUUCUACUGAUCUGAGACCACAAAAGAAGAAAUUAAAUGUUACUUACAGAGAUGAGCUGGAAUCCAUAUUUAAGGAACUGGAGGUUAAAGUCAUCAACAUGUUAAAGAAUGAGCUAAACAAGUUCAAAAAGCUACUGAAUGAAGAUUACCCAGCAUGCUCUGAGCAGGAGGUGAAUGACGAGAAAGAUCUAAGUAGUUUCAGAGAGGGGGCGCUAAAGAUCACACUGAAUGUUCUCAAGAUCAUGAACAAGACAGACCUCGCUAACACCCUGCAGAGGAAACUGGUCUCUGUAUAUCAGAAAAAACUCAAAUCAAACCUGAGAGAGAAAUGUAAAAGAAUCAGUGAAGGAAUCUCCCAGCAUGGAAGCUCAGCACUUCUGAAUAAGAUCUACACAGAGCUCUACAUCACAGAGGGGUGGAGUGGAGAUGUCAAUAAUGAACAUGAGGUCAGACAGAUUGAAGCAGCAUCCAGAAGACCAGCAGCACAGGAAAUUCCCAUCAAAUGUAACAACCUCUUUACAAACUCAUCCAUCAGAACUGUGCUGACUAAAGGAAUCGCUGGAAUUGGAAAAACAGUCUCAGUGCAGAAGUUCAUUCUGGACUGGGCUGAAGGAAAAGCAAAUCAGGACAUCAUCUUCAUAUUUCCACUUCCUUUUAGAGAGCUGAACUUGAUGAAGCAGGAAAAUCUCAGUCUGAUGGAACUUCUUCAUCAGUUUUUCCCAGAAGUGAAAGGUCUGACAUCAUUAGACUGUGAUAUUUAUAAAGUUUUGUUCAUCUUUGAUGGUCUGGAUGAGUGUCGACUUCCUCUAGAUUUUCAAAAUAAUGAGCAAUUGUGUAACAUAACGGAGUCAGUAAAAAUGGAUGUGCUGCUGACAAACCUCAUCAAGGGGAACCUGCUUCCCUCUGCUCACCUCUGGAUCACCACUCGACCAGGAGCAGCCAAUCAGAUCCCUCCUGAGUGUGUAGCCCAGGUAACAGAGGUACGAGGGUUCAGUGACCCUCAGAAAGAGGAGUACUUCAAGAAGAGGAUCAGUGAUAAGAACCUGGCUAGUAAAAUCAUCAAACACAUGAAGUCAUCAAGAAGCCUCUACAUCAUGUGUCACAUUCCAGUUUUCUGCUGGAUCUCAGCCUCUGUUCUAGAGAGAAUUCUGGAUGGAGCCAAGGGGAACAAAAUCCCCAAAACUCUGACUGAAAUGUUUACUUACUUUCUGAUCUUUCAGAUCAAACACAAGGAACAAAAGUAUCAUGGGAAAUCUGACCCUGAUCUACACCAGACCAGAGAGACGAUACUGGCACUGGGAAAACUGGCCUCCCAACAGCUGGAGAAAGGAAACCUGAUCUUCUAUAAAGAAGACCUGACAGAGUGUGGCAUUGAUGUCAAAAACACAUCAGUGUACUCAGGAGUCUGCACCCAAAUCUUUAGAGAGGAGGCUGGAUUGUACCUGGGUCAGGUCUUCAGCUUUGUGCACCUGAGUGUUCAGGAGUUUCUGGCUGCUUUAUAUGAACUUCUCACCCUUAUCAACAAAAACAGAAAAAACACUGAAUUUCUGAAGAGUGCAGUGGAUAAGGCCUUACAGAGUAAGAAUGGACACCUGGAUCUUUUCCUCCGCUUCCUCCUGGGUCUCUCACUGGAGUCCAAUCAGACUCUCUUACGAGGCCUACUGCCACAAACAGGAAGUAGCUCUUACAACAAAAAAGAAACAGUCAGGUACAUCAAGAAGAAGAUCAGUGAGAAUCUCUCUCCAGAGAAAUCCAUCAAUCUGUUCCACUGUCUGAAUGAACUGAACGAUGAUUCUCUAGUGCAGGAAGUCCAAAAAUACCUGAACAGAGAAGGUUCUCUUCAUCACGAUAGACACCAUCUGUCUCCUGCUCAGUGGUCGGCUCUGGUGUUUGUGUUGCUGAACUCAGAUCAGGACCUGGAUGAGUUUAAUUUGAGGAAAUAUUACCCAUCACAUGAAGGUCUUCUGAAGAUGCUGCCAGUGGUGAAAGAAUCAAGAAAAGCUGAGUUGUGUAAUUGUGAUCUAACAGAGAAAAGUUGUGAAGUUCUGUCCUCAGUUCUCAGUUUAAACUCCUCCAGUCUGAAACAUCUGGACCUGAAUAACAAUAACCUGAAGGAUUCAGGAGUGAAGCUGCUCUCUGCUGGACUGGAGAAUCCACACUGUAAACUGGAGAUACUGAAGUUGUGGAGCUGCAGUAUUACAGAUGAAGGUUUUACUGCUCUGGCUUCAGCUCUGAAAUCAAAUCCAUCAUCACGUCUGAGAGAACUGUAUCUGAACCUCAAUCAUCCAGGAGAAUCAGGAGUAAAACUGCUCAAAGAUCUACAGGAGGAUCCACAAUGUAACCUAAAGGAACUAGACAUCUGAACACACAUUGAAUUAUGAGAAGAGGAAGAUGAAGAGUAGUGGAGAAAUUACAGAUGUUAGUGAGGUCUCACGGUUAGGACGUCUUUCUACAUAACCACAAGAUGUCUAGAGGACUGACUAAAGAAAGUCUCUUCUGUAUGAUUCUAACCAAUGUUCUUUGAAAGAAACCUUGUUGAAUUGUCAGAACCAGUGCUGGGUUAAGGGGUACAUAAUGCUCUUUAUUGCCACUAUCCACUAUUACCCACAAUCCACUGUGAUCCUGUGAUGUUUCUUCCAGUAACCAGUGGGUUCAUGAAAUGGUAUAUAUUUGUAAAAUUAUAAAUUAUAUUUAUUUACAUUUACAUAUUUGGUAUUUAGCAGAAACUUUUAUACAAUGUACUUUGACAGUGUACUGUCUAGGCCAGUGUUUCUCAACCUUUUUUCAGUCAGGGCACCCUUUAAAAGUAUGCAAAAUCUCAAGUCACCCCAGUCUAAAAUGUAUUAAAAAACGUACACUCUGCAUCCCUCGGACUACUAACACACACGCACACACACCAUAAGGUGUCAUUUAGGGAGGGAGGGGUAAAUGUGACUUACUUUUAAUGUGAAACCUAAGCCUGGGAUGAUGCACACAUGUCCUUAUUUGUCUUGCCAAUAAAGCUUCUUUUGAGUUUGA